AUUAUUUUAAACCAAUUCAACCUCAUAGUUUUUUAGAUGCUUAUGAAACUCCUUUUAAAAUUACAUGCUAUAUAAACAUUGUUACAAUUGAAGAGUCCCAAGUAUGGUUUCAGAAAUUUACAGAUUUGCACAAAGUAACAAUGCGAGAAACUAGUGGUCAUACUAUUAAGGGUGUACGCUAUAUUUUGUCCAAAUGGUUUCAUUGUAUUCAUAGCCACACUGUCAAAUUAAAGCAAGGGAAACAUGACAAUAGUGAAACCAAUAUAGAAAGAACACGAAUGCGUGACACUAAUUGUCCAGCAAUGUCAAGUAUUCAACUCCUUAAACGAACAGAUCCUUAUCCAUGCAUUAUCACUUUAUAUUUUCAUCAUAAUCACCCUUUUGGAUCUAGCCAU
Cetraspora pellucida is the source of this 395-nucleotide messenger RNA. The record is from the annotation of a GenBank genome assembly. NCBI's taxonomy places the organism in Eukaryota, Fungi, Glomeromycota, Glomeromycetes, Diversisporales, Gigasporaceae.